Messenger RNA from Nymphaea colorata (pocket water lily), 1606 nucleotides. RefSeq names its product transcription factor-like protein DPB. Gene Ontology annotation, cellular component: transcription regulator complex; nucleus. Gene Ontology annotation, biological process: regulation of transcription by RNA polymerase II; regulation of cell cycle. The coding region runs from base 1 to 1365 and encodes 454 amino acids. The record is from RefSeq and is a predicted model, not a curated record. The transcript has 9 exons. Gene Ontology annotation, molecular function: RNA polymerase II transcription regulatory region sequence-specific DNA binding; DNA-binding transcription factor activity, RNA polymerase II-specific. NCBI's taxonomy places the organism in Eukaryota, Viridiplantae, Streptophyta, Magnoliopsida, Nymphaeales, Nymphaeaceae.
AUGAUCCCACCAUCCUCCCACGCGAAUUCCUCGCCUGCUUUCACCGUUCAAAGGAGAGAGAGUGAGAGAGGAGGAAAAGGGGAGAAGACGAAGACAGAGCGUGCUCUUUCUCUUCGCUGCAAAUCUCCUCCUUUCUUCUCUCACUUCCUUUUUUCCUAUCAUCUCUCUUCUUAUACCUCUUUUCUCUCUCUGUGCUUCUUUUCACGUUCAUCUUGGCGCGGAAAUUCGAUCUUCGAAACCCUAAUUAGGGCUAGGGUUGGGAUUUGGAUCCUUUUGAGCUUUGCAGUCAUGGCGAACGGCGGGAACGGGGAUCAGUCCCUGAACGAGGGCGAUGGCGGCGAGAGCAACGCCAAUUUCCAAAGGGUGGCGCGGUCGUGGACCGGGCAGGGUCAGUCCGUGUCCCUCUCCACCAGUGGCAGCGCCGGCGGGUCGCCGACUAGCCGUAGCGAGCCGGCCGUCGCCAUGACACCUGCUGCCGACGAAGGAGCCUUCGCUCGGUUGAACCAUCUUGAUAUCCAUGGCGAUGACGAGGCGUUCCCAUCCAAUGUCGGUGGGAAGAAGAAAAAGAGGGGGACCAGGGCUGUGACGGGAGAUAAGAGCGGGAGGGGGCUUCGGCAAUUCAGCAUGAGAGUAUGUGAAAAGGUGGAGAGCAAGGGUAGAACCACAUACAAUGAGGUUGCCGAUGAACUUGUAGCAGAAUUUGCAAAUCCUAGUAGCAUUGCAUCUCCUGACCAGCAACAAUUUGAUGAGAAAAAUAUACGUCGAAGGGUCUAUGAUGCAUUAAACGUUCUCAUGGCAAUGGAUAUUAUAUCAAAAGAUAAGAAGGAAAUACAAUGGAAAGGAUUGCCUCGCACUAGCUUGAAUGAUAUUGAGGAGCUCAAGGCAGAACGCAUUGCUUUGAGAAGCAGGAUUGAAAAGAAAACUGCUUACUUGCAAGAGCUUGAAGAACAAAUAGUUGGUCUUCAAAAUCUUGUACAGAGGAAUGAACAAUCGCAUGAUCCGGACAAUAAUACUUCAUAUUUGCAUUUACCAUUCAUCUUAGUUCAGACACGUCCGCAUGCGACUGUUGAGGUGGAAAUAUCUGAAGAUAUGCAGCUGGUGCAUUUUGACUUCAACAGCACCCCAUUUGAAUUGCAUGAUGAUGCAUAUGUGAUGAAGGCUAUGAAUCUUUGUGGGACAAAUAGAAACAAUGGAGAACAUGAAACUCCAGCUGCAAAUGGUGGGGAAAGCUCCAACAUGCUUGUCACUUACCAGCAUUCAUUGCCUCUUCCUUCGAGACCAGGUGCUGCUGCAGGCCGGCUUUCUUCUUCACCUCCAGUUCCAGGAAUUCUUAAAGGCCGCCUGAAACACGAGCAUAAUGGAUAAUCCUGUGAGGUUAUUCAGUCUCCUGAAGGAAAAAAAAAUAGUUGGUAUUUAGUACAAGGGCUACCCUUUUGUACAGUGUAAAAAUAUGGUCCAGCUAAUGGAAAUAGCGGAAGAUGUUGAAGAGGUGGCCUCUUCUCUUCCCUUUUGGCUUGGGCUCUCAUUCUCAUGAUGUUGUAACACUCAAUGGUCAAUGGAAGUUCUGUUGCCAUUGAUCUAAUUCAAGUACAGCAAAGUUUAACAC